AUGGCCAACAGGAACAAGACCAGGAAGAAUUACCAUGCGUACGACCCCGAAGAGAUGGAGCGCCUACGCCGUGUUGCUCUCCCAUCAAGACUCAAGUGCAGCAUGUGUUCAAAGAACUUUAACACUGCCCUUUUCAGCGAGAAACAGCUCGCCGAUGCCCGUUGGCAGAUUUCGAGAUCUGUACCGCUGAGUAAGAUCUCUACCAAAUGCGUCAAGUGCUCCGGCCAAAGGGUUGUCGAGAUCGAAUGUGUCAUGUGCCACGAGACAAAGGGUCUCGAGGCAUUCGCAAAGGCGCAACGCAAGAAGCCAGAUGAUGCUACAUGCUACGCCUGCGUGGAUAUCCAGGUCAAACGCGAGGCUGUCAACGAAAGGCGUUAUGAAGAUCCUACACUGGCCUUCAUCAACACGGACAGUUCUAGUGGCGUCUUUCCGGACUACUUCACUACUGCCAGCUCCAUCGGCGAUACCGCUUCAAGCUCUGGCGAUUGGGAAGACACCGAGUCUACUAACGGAGGACGUCGUAAGCACGAAGGCGGCGGUAUCGACCUGUCCGAUCACUUCCAGCAUGCCGUAUCUCUCAAUGGCGAAGUCUCCGAAACGCUCAUUGACUCCGAGUUCUCGUACAACCCCGCCAAAGACAGCAACUCAGGCACGUGGAGCACGGGAGCAGGUUCCUGGCAUACUGGAUCUGCCGCUGUCCUAAGCACCAACUCUGACUUUAACCGCAAACGCUCCGGCAACCCAUCUACCAGCUCUGUCCCAGGAUCUAUGCGUUCGUUCAACUCUAGCAUUGCAGAGCGAUCCCAAUCGAGCAGUGAACCGAUCGAGGUUAGGAACGGCUUCGCGAGGGUUAGGGCUCACAAGCCCGUGCCGCAAGAAGAUCCAUUCUCCGACGAGGAGGAGUCGUCCUCUGAUGAUGACGACAACGACGAUUACAGUGAUGGUGAAAACACAGUGGUCUGA
Messenger RNA from Ascochyta rabiei, 963 nucleotides. Its product is annotated as UV-damaged DNA-binding protein rad7. Bases 1 to 963 code for a protein of 320 amino acids. Lineage: Eukaryota; Fungi; Ascomycota; Dothideomycetes; Pleosporales; Didymellaceae. The transcript is spliced from 5 exons. The record is from RefSeq and is a predicted model, not a curated record.